CCCCCAGGACGUCGCAAUCUGCCUAGCCUCUCUGUCAAUGGUGGGUAUUGCUACUCGCGCUUUUCUCGCUCGUCUAGAGGCUCUCUUCCCCAAGCAGAAAAGGGGAUUUACCAAUCCCUGCUCUCUUGUCACUGCCGCCGCCUUCAGUUCCAGCAACCUACCAGAGGCCGUUCCUGAGGUCUUCAAGUAUGCAUCUGAGAGCCUGAAAACUCAUGAGGAACGACUGCUCCUCGCACGAAAGAUGCGCGAGGUGCUCUUCAAAGCUGGGAUGCUGUCUGGAUUUCCCAAGGCUAUCAACGCUCUUGGCAAGCUGCAUGCCGUCGUCCCUUAUGAACUGCGUGAUACUAAACCCCUCCGUGAUGCGUCGAUGUCAAUAGAAGCUUUAACGGCGAACGGCCAGGGUUACUUUGACCAGACCUAUGGAGAAACAGCGUAUACUGUUCAACCUUUCCUGCGGGAAAUAUAUCCUGAUUUCGCUCUUUGCACUAGUUUUGUGUACGGUUACACCUACAGCUUUUUCGACAUUCUCUCGCCUGCUGAGACUUCGUUUGCCAUGGUGGCAGCUCUGAUAGCCAACGACACACCACGUCAAAUUGACUGGCACUUGCAGGGGUCUCUGAGGAACGGCGCUACACUGGAAGAAGUGAAAGCGGUUCGUCAAAUUGCUAUUGAGGUCGCCAUGGCAUCAGGCGUAAAGUGGAAGAAUGCUAUCCCUGAUAUCAGCUCCCAGUGA
Messenger RNA from Desarmillaria tabescens, 733 nucleotides. Its product is annotated as AhpD-like protein. The record is from RefSeq and is a predicted model, not a curated record. The transcript is spliced from 4 exons. The coding region runs from base 38 to 733 and encodes 231 amino acids. Gene Ontology annotation, molecular function: peroxiredoxin activity. NCBI's taxonomy places the organism in Eukaryota, Fungi, Basidiomycota, Agaricomycetes, Agaricales, Physalacriaceae.